CAGCUCAUGUAUCAACAGUUUUGCAAACGACACUGUAGAUGGUAUAUGGAGUGUAGGUGAUAUGGAGUCAUUACAAAUCAACAGGAAUAUAAAAAACGGAAGAUUUCCCUGUGUUUUCGUGAGGAUUUUGAGACAAAUGUGUGUGAAAAUGAUUCAGCUUUAAAUAUGAGCUGCCUGCAGACGUGCUCAACCUGAAGCUGAAGCUGAAGCAGCGCUGUGCUGUCACCAGGAAGGAGCUGGCGGUGCAUUUGAGUCCACACCAUGUUUCUUACAUCAGGCAGAGCUGCGACAACAAGGAAUGUCACCGGGUGACACAAGAUCUACAAACUGCGAUACUUGGAAUGAUCCGACCGUGGACGUAUGACUGUGCUGUGUUUUCCAGGUGCAGCAGAUCGUGAAAGCAGCCAGGAGCGGUACAAAGGAUGGUCUAGAAAAGACAAAACUGGCCAUGAUUCGCAAAGUAUCGUUCCUGCAGAGGAAAGACUCCACAGGUGAAGGAACGGACAAUGCCGGUUAUGUGGAUGUAACUGUGUGUGAGAUUAAACAUCCUCCGGCUCAACUCUGCCCCACGCCAGAGGGACUGAGCAGUCAGCAGGUCGUCAGACGUCUCAUCCUCAGCUCCAUCGUACAGAGUGAGAGCAGCUACUUGAACUCUCUCAAGAGAAUUCUUCAGGAGUAUCAUAAACCUCUACUGGAGCCAAAGAACAGUGUCCUAAACAUCAAGAAGGUGCGUCAGAUCUUUUUCCGUGUGCAGGAGAUCCAUCAGUGUCACUCGAUGUUCCAGAUCGCCCUGGCGUCCCGGAUGGCUGAGUGGGAUCGCAGCGAGAAGAUUGGAGACCUGUUUGUUGCCUCGUUUUCAAAGUCCAUGGUGCUGAACGUGUACAGUGACUACAUCAACAACUUCACCAACGCCAUGGCACUGAUCAAGAGAGCCUGCAUGUCUAAACCUGCAUUUCUGGACUUUCUUAAGAAGAAGCAGGCUUCCAGCUCAGACAGAAUCACGUUGUAUGGCCUCAUGGUGAAACCCAUCCAGCGCUUCCCUCAGUUCAUCCUGCUCCUGCAGGACAUGCUGAAGAACACGCCCGUCUCCCACGUUGACCGUUUGCCCCUGCAGCUCGCUCUCACCGAGCUGGAGACUCUGGCCGAGAAGCUCAACGACCAGAAGCGUCUGGCUGAUCAGGAGGCUGAGAUCCAGCAGUUAGCUCUCGGUGUCGGGGGACGCAACUUCACCAAGCUGCUGAACUCAGAGCACAGGCAACUGAUUCACUGUGAACUGCUGACUGAAACAGUUUACGGGGACAAAGGCCAAGUCCUCAAAUCAAAGGAGCGAAAACUCUUUCUGCUCAGUGACACCCUGAUCUGUGCCAACAUCAACCUGAACAGAGGUCACCCUGACAUCAACAGCUUGGUCUCAGCUGGUCCUAAGUACUCAGUGAAGUGGUGUGUCCCUCUGAUGGAGACACAGGUAGUGGAGGUGGGACACAACAUGCAUGACAGGGACGGGGACAGGGACGUCCCAGCGAGACGCCAUAGCUCCAUAUCCAGCACCAACGAUAACAUGUUCCUGGGUCCGCCCAGACUCUACCAAGAGCUGGAGGAGCUGCACCAUGAUCUAGCUGUGGUGGAGGAAGUCUCUCUGCUGGUGGGAACCCUCAGUGGAACCUACCAGAAUCUGAACACCACUGUAUCACAGGACUGGUGUCUGGCUCUGCAUAGACUUAUCCGCCUGAAGGAGGAGGAGAUCCAGAACGCCAACAAGUCUCACCUCCAUCUGUCUGUACCAGGCAAACCUGACAGGUCUGGUCAUCCAGUGAGCAUCAGGGUGGUCUUCAACACUCCCAGCCCUCUAAGUAAGAUCUUCUGGGUGAACCGACUUCACCUCGCCAAGAUAGCACAGAGGCAGGAGAACAAUCCCGGGUGGGAGUGUGCUGAAGAGGACGAGAAGACAAAAGCUCCAUUUACUUUCCCACUGCUGACAUGCAAACUUCCUGCUCUCUCCUCCAAAACACACACACGGAAGCUGAAUGCAGCUCUUCAUAGUCCAUUUCAGUCGAGCCUGCUUGGUUUCUGCACAGCCACCACAACAUUACCACAGGGUUAUCUCUGGGUAGCUGGUGGAGGAUCCAACCAUGGCCAUGUGGAGAUCUUCUCUCUGAACAGAGUCACUCCUCGUCUGGUCAAGACCAUCCCACUGAGGACCUCGGUCUUGUGUCUGGAGUAUGUGAGGGAGCCAGUGGUCCACACAGAGGAGGAGGCUGACAAGUCACAGAGUUCUGCCAAGAUAGGAAACAUUAUUUGUGCCGGCCUGCAGGACGGCAGCAUCAAAGUGUACAGCAGCCUGGAUACGGCGGUCCAGUGCCAGCUGACCUUGGCGAACCCUGACAGCUCUCCAGUCCUCUGCCUUAAACAUCUACUGUCCAAGCUCUUCGCCGGACUCCACAAUGGCACAAUAGCUGUGUACCAGAGAAAGCCUGGAGAGAGACUUUGGGACCUGGGCUCUUGCAGCCUGGUGCCUCUGGGCUCUGAGCCGGUCUGCUGUCUGCUGUCAGUUGAACACACUGUAUGGGCCAGUUGUGCCAACCGAGUCACUGCCAUCGAAGCUUCCUCCCUGCACACACAGAGUUUUGAAGCCCACUCUGACCCAGGCUGCAGCGUUAGCCACAUGGCUCGUUUAGGGGGAGGAGUUUGGAUGGCCUUCACCAAAAGCUCGUCCAUCCACCUGUUCCACAUAGAGACUUUAGAGCCACUGCAAGAAGUCAACAUCUCCACACGCACCGCCCAUCUACCACCAGGUCAAGUUUGUGUCUCCAGCUUACUGAUCUGUAAGGGCCUGCUGUGGGCGGGCACCAGUCAGGGCAUCAUCAUAACCUUCCCCGUAUCCACCCUGGAGGGAAUCCCUAAGAUUAAUGGUAAAGGCACGACAUCUGUGAAUGCUCACUGUGGUCCGGUUGACUUCCUGGUGUCGGCAUCCAGCACGCUGAUCUCUGACUUGCUCAGACAAGACUCUACCCUCAACAGCAGUGAAGUGGGUAUGAACGGAGAUGGAGGGCAAGAUGGGCGGCUCAAAGAGCAUGUGAAAGGAGAUGAAAGAGGGCAUAGCCGGAAGGACAGCAGUUACCUCCUGGACUCAGGAGAUCAUCCGCCACGGGAACAGAAGCCAAAGCAACUCUUGCUGCAGUACAGCCUCUACUCCACCUGCCAGCUCCCUGGUAAGCUGCUGUCAGCUCAGUCCGAACAGGAGAUCUCGAGGACACCACCGGAGUCACUCGAGCACAGCCUGGAGGACAGCUCCAUCUAUGAAGUGAUCGAGGACCCCGGUGUGUGGGUGAGGGGUCAGCCGGUGGAGCGGGGAGAGGAGGGGGAGGUCAGGCACAGCAGAGGCACCUCAACCGCCAUCUUCUCUGGUGGCAGAGGAUACCGCAGGAUAGGAGUGACGGCCUCUGAAGACACUUGCUCAGACUCGACUGAAAACACACUGCUGGUGUGGCAACUCCCUUUAACUUUCAGCCAGUGAUAGAAUAUGUCUGGAGUCAAGGACCCAGCAGGAAGAACGAUAACUAGAUUGUGUUACAGUCUCCUGCAUCCAGCCGAACUCUAAACCAAGAUAUACCAAGACUGUUUACCUCUUUUACAGGUGCGAACUCUUCACUGAUAAAACACUUGGGUGUCAUCUGCGUAGCAAUCGACAUUUAUGUGGUGAUUUCUGUACAUUUUGCCUAAAAAAUAUUGUAUUUAAGCUGAGAAGUAUAACUUCUAACUAUAGACUGUGUGUAUAUAAAGACGGCAUUUUGACUGAUAACAGUACCUUUACUCGGGUGUGGGCUGUGCCCGAUGUCUGUGUCAGUGAGGUACGUAACGUGACGAAAAUGAAAAGGUCAACGCUAGUUAUUUUGCUACUAUUCUAUAUACUAUUACUAUAAAAAAAAAACUCACUGUACUUUACCAAACCGAACUGUUCCACUUGAUGGGAAAACGGCUUAAAAUGAAGGGAAAUAUUCUGGAUACAGGAGUUGCCAUCUCACAGAACCUGUUUUUUAUAGCGCUGUGCAACUAAUACAAAUGUUUGACUCAUCCCAGCCACACAUAUGGAGAAAUGAAUUAUACUAAAUCAAAAAAUAAACAGAAAUGAGGUCCCA
This is a messenger RNA of Solea senegalensis (Senegalese sole), 4136 nucleotides long. Its product is annotated as rho guanine nucleotide exchange factor 10-like protein. Lineage: Eukaryota; Metazoa; Chordata; Actinopteri; Pleuronectiformes; Soleidae. Gene Ontology annotation, cellular component: cytosol. Bases 449 to 3514 code for a protein of 1021 amino acids. The record is from RefSeq and is a predicted model, not a curated record. Gene Ontology annotation, molecular function: protein binding; guanyl-nucleotide exchange factor activity. The transcript has 22 exons. Gene Ontology annotation, biological process: actin cytoskeleton organization; SREBP signaling pathway; positive regulation of stress fiber assembly.